AUUUUCCAAAAUGGCAGCUCAGACAACUUCGACAUCGUCUAAUGGAGAAAAUUAUGAAUUAGUUCGAGGGCAGGCAUUUGAGGUUGGCCCAAGAUAUACAAAGCUACUCUACAUUGGAGAAGGCGCUUAUGGAAUGGUCGUAUCUGCUUAUGAUAAUGAAACUAAAACCAAAGUGGCCAUUAAAAAGAUAUCUCCUUUUGAGCAUCAGACAUAUUGUCAACGAACAUUGAGAGAAAUCAAAAUCUUAACAAGAUUCAAGCAUGAAAAUAUUAUUGAUAUUCGAGAUAUACUGCGUGCAAAAUCAGCUGAUAAAAUGAAAGAUGUAUACAUCGUUCAAUGUUUGAUGGAGACUGACAUGUAUAAAUUAUUAAAAACACAACAGCUCAGUAAUGAUCAUGUGUGUUAUUUUCUCUAUCAGAUCUUACGUGGGUUAAAAUAUAUACAUUCAGCUAAUGUUCUACAUAGAGAUCUUAAACCUAGUAAUCUCUUACUCAAUACUACAUGUGACUUAAAGAUCUGUGAUUUUGGUUUAGCUCGUGUUGCUGAUCCUGAACAUGACCACACAGGAUUUUUAACUGAGUACGUUGCUACCAGAUGGUACAGAGCACCAGAAAUCAUGUUAAACUCUAAAGGUUAUACCAAGUCCAUUGAUGUAUGGUCAGUUGGUUGUAUUUUAGCUGAGAUGUUAUCUAACAGACCUUUAUUUCCUGGUAAACAUUAUUUGGACCAGUUAAAUCAUAUCCUAGGUGUAUUAGGUUCUCCUAGUCAGGCUGAUCUAAACUGUAUAAUGAAUGAAAAGGCUAGAGGAUACAUUCAGUCUCUACCUUACAAACCAAAAAUACCAUGGACUAGAUUAUUCCCUAAUGCUGAUUCUAAAGCUCUAGAUUUAUUAGAUAAGAUGUUGAUAUUUAAUCCACAACAGAGAAUAACUGUAGAACAAUCUUUAGCUCAUCCUUAUCUCGAACAAUAUUAUGAUCCUGCUGAUGAACCCGUAGCUGCCGAACCAUUCACCUUUGAAAUGGAGUUGGAUGAUUUACCUAAAGAACAAUUAAAAGAAAUGAUAUUCCAAGAAACUAUGACUCUAAAAGAUAGAUUAGCCAAAGAUUAAUGAUUUAUUAUGUUGUUGUUUUGUUGGUGUUAUGUAUGAAGAGAGAGGACCGCAGUGCAGUUCUAAAUAUCAAUUGAUGAUGAAUUCUCAUACAGUCUUGUAUAAAGAAUAUAUUUGCUCUAUUGUAAUGUGGAAUUCAUCAAGUUAUUGUCCCUGCUAUUGUAUUAUAUCACAGUUUUUCUUCUAUUUUUAUUGUCAGUGAAGGUCACGCCAAGCCUUUUUCCUUGUUUAUCGUAGGAAAGGAUGUUUUCAGAUUUUUUAACAUAAACAUUUGCAUUUCUUGCAAAUACAAAAUAAUGUCAUAAUGUUACAUCUUUUGUAUUGAAAAGGAAAGUGCAAGAGUUUCUUGAUUCAUUUUGCAAGAUGAAUACCCUACAGCUGAAUGGUUUAGGAAUAAGGCUUGGUAUUACCGCUAACUGUAAACUGAAUGCUUCAACAUGAUUUAAUAUUGGUGUGGCUGAUUUGGGAAUGAUUUUGUAAUGGCUGCUUUAUAACCUUUGCAAAGCCCCCCCCCCUUGGUUUUUCUGUGCAAUAGGCUGUAGCUUAUUAAUAACAUGCAUUUAGAAAGAAAAUGGCUAAAAUAAAUCAAGAAAAACUGUGAUAGGUUUUUUAUGAAAGUAUCAUAUCUUAUAAUGAAAUUUAUAACUUAGGACUUUGAUCUGUAUAUGUUGUACUUUAUCAAAUCGUUAUUCAUAUUUUCUAUUUGUUCUUGUUGAUUUUUUUAUAUAAAUUUAUUAAUAUACUUUAUGUAUUUAUCAUGUUUCAAAAAUACAAUAGAAAUUUACACAUAGUCAAACUUGUAGAGGGCAGGUUGAGAAGAAUUUUAUUAGAAAUAGUUACUUAAACUAUUGAAUGUACACUGAUGUAUAAUGCACUGAAAUUGGCACUAAUUCGUCUGAAAUAUUUUUAUGACUACAAUAUUUGUUGUUUGAUCAAUGUGUUGUACAUUAGUAGUGAACGUAUUUCUAGUAUCUUGUCUCUCUUAUGGUUUAAAAAUUGUGAAUUGGAUACAAAUUUUGUUGAAACAUUACAUUUAAAACAUAAAGACAAUUUUGCAUGAACGUAGUGCUACCUGUUAUGAAAAUGUUCAUCAGAAUUUCUUAAGUUAAAGAAAAAACAAAAGUAUCAUGAAUUUGUUAAAUUUUUAGAAUAAUAUUGUUUUUAUGUGUUUGAAAUGAAAGGAUUAGAGACACAUCAGAGUCCUGGCCCUCACAGAAACCUGCACAUUAAUCAGUUAUGUUUUUCUUUAACUAAUACAAAAUCAUGAAAAUAUCUAUAAAGGUGUUGAUUUUCCUCAAAUGUUGACUUUAUAUUGACAUAUUUUUGCUUAUAUCUGUACUGCCAUAUUGUAUGUAUAUGUUAUAUAUUAUUAUUAUUGUUAUCCUCUUGAAGCUUUGGUGCACCAUACUGUAUUGUGUUUAACAUUGCAUAAUACAUAUCUUUUAUAGCUUUGACUGCACAUAGCUUUCAUUAGUUGUAUUUGUUAGAGCUUUUCAUAAGAUUUCAAACACACUGCACAUUGCUUUAUAGUCCUGUUUCAGGUGAGUAAAGCAAUGAAUGCAGUCAAAGCUUUUCACAUAAGCCACAGCUCACUUUGCUUUAUAAAGACGCCAGUUUUGGUAAGGGAGGACAUUAUAAGCAGUGAAGCUAUCCAUCUGCUUUAUGGCUUUGCCUGGAGCAUGUUUAAGCAGAUGCUCAAAUAUGAAAUGCUUGCUUAGAAUAUUUAUAUGCUGUAAGCUAUUGUUAACAUUUUUACAUUAACGAAUGUGGUUGAUUUUUCCAUGGAAUUUGAAAACAUGAAAAGUUUAUGAAAUGAAUUUCAAAUUUUUUAAGUUAUUGUGUUUCUUGGCAUGAUGCAGAGUUUUUGGGUAGAAAAUGUUGAAGUCAUGUAUAACCAAAGCUUGGUUUACAAGUUAAGAUAUAUCCACCUUAUCAUUGCUUUUGGGAAAAUAGUGAAGUCUUAAAAUUGAGAUUUUUAUGGAAGCUGUAAACACCUUUAUGUAAAAAUAAUUUCAGAAAUAUUUUUGUAGAGUCUUUGACGGUAGAAUAAAACCUGCUGAAAUUAUAGUUGGUCUUUGUUAGUUAUAGAUCAUUUUUGUCUCAUUGCAUGAAAAAUAUUUCUUUGUUUUUGUGGACGAUUAUUGUUGACAGUAAACUAUAAGGAGAAUGUCUGAUUUAGGAUUGCCUUCAUGCAGGCCAUGAAUUUGAUACGCAUCGUUUCUUUUAAUAUUUUUGCAGCUUUUCAAAACUUAAGAUUCUUGUUGACUCUUACCAACCUCUCGUAUAGAUAAGGUAAGAGUCAGCAAGUUUCAUAAUGCUUUGAACCUCUCAUGCAGAGGUUUGAUUUUCAUGAUAAUUGUCAUCAUUGUGAUAUGGACCUAAUGAAUUAAUUAUUUACAUAAGCAUAAUUGUUACAAAUUUUCAAAUCCUUACCAUUGUAAGAGUGUUAUUGUUGUUUUUGCUUAACUUUUAUAUCCAAAAAUUUACAUAUUUACCGAUUGAAUAUUAACAGGAAUGUAGACGUAGGUUUCACUUUUUCCCCAAUACAUGUUAUAUUUGUUUAAGGGUUUAACAGAUAGUUAAAUAACCUGAGCAAAGCUGAAAACUUGGGGGUUUUUGGUUAAGAUUGUGGUUAGAAAAUCAGUAAAAUUUAUUGAUUAUAUUCAGUUUUUUGAACCAAUCAGAGGAACAUUUCCUACAAAUUUUUCCAAAAACCAUCCAAAUAUUUAGCUCUUAUUUUCGUUCAUAAGGCCUUUGACACAUUUGAAAACCACAUAAUUUAUAGAUUCAUUAUAGUAUAUCAUUUUACAUCUUAAAUUCUUCCCCUUCCCUUACUUACAUGUACGUAUAUUAGUCAUAUUUAAGAGUUAUAUAUAUAUAUGAUAACAAGUUCUAUUCAACAUGCUUUUAGCCAUUCCAUUUUGCUCGAAAGCAACUUAUCUGUGCUAUUAUAUACCACAUUUAUCAUGUGGUGCAGAAAUUUUGACAUUCAAUAAUCUUCUGGGAGAAAAUGCUUGAAUAGAAGGAUGAGGAAAGAAGUAAUGAGCCAUGUCACAAGCGUAUUGAUAUGCAGAGCAUAUAUACAUUAUCUGAUGCAGAGCCAACCCUUAUUAUCAACUAAUUGCUGCUUUCUGCAUGGGAGAAUAUUAAUACUUUUAAAUCAAUCCUUAAUGUAGUCUCAAACAUUCUGGCUUCUCCAUUCUUUGACCUUUUGUGUGAAGACAGUGGGGCAUGACGAUAGGGGCUAUCCCUAAAGAUCUUGCAAGCUUUUUUUUUUUACAUAAGAUCUUGAGUCAAGAUUUGUAGAAGAUAUAGACAUAGUUCAGUUAUAUUCUUUUAUUCCAAUAGAAAAGUGUUAGUACCAAUACUGUUAGAGCUUUUUUCCUGCUUUGUGUAUCAUUAACUUUAAGACUUAGUAGGCACAGCAAUUACUUGUUACAGAUUUAUUGAUGUUAUCAUGUAUUUUCUUUAUAUUGUUGAAGUAGUAGAAAGUAAUAAUUAACAUUACUGUAAAUUUUCUCUUGUAUACAACCCAUAAUAAAUAUGUUACAGCUGUCCUGUGUCUAUUUUAUUUUGACUUCUAUUGGAAAUGCUAGAUUUGAAUCACAACUGCAGGCCCUUACUCAAGCGGCAAUAUCAAAAAUAAAAGCAAGUAAAGAACGGAACGAGUAUGGUCUUUUAAUUACCAAGUACAACUGAUAACUCAUUUAGUUUCAGUGAUUAUUAUGUUCACAUUUCAAAUCAGACCAAUGUGGGUUCAUACAUACAGUACACUACAGGGCUUUUGAAACAAUAGUAACAGACACAAGUCAGUAAAAAAUUGUCAAUAAUGCAAUAAAUCUAUAUUUUCUUAUUUCCAUUAUUAACUUUAAUUUGAUCAGAUCAUCUUGAAAUAUUAAUUCUCACCUGGUCACAGACACCAGUUUCAAUAAGUCAAUAUAACAUUGUUUGCAAUGUUUUCACUGGCAGAUAUCAAAUGGUGCCCCUAUGUAAAUACUGCGAUCGAUGAAUCAAUUAUGCACUUGGAGUAUAUUAAGUAUAUGCUGAACACUCAAAUCUACACUGAUAUUCUGUCACAAUAUCCAACCAACAAGAGUUGCUGAAGAAACAUUGUUCAAACCAAAAUCACUCUACUGUGCACACCACACUUUAGAUAAUGGAAAUCAAGAGUUGCCAGAACUAGAAGUUACAGUAGUAGAAACAGUAUUUUCUGUAGGUUUAUUUUGAUCUGAAUUAGUUGAUGACACAGGGGUAGAAUUGAUAUUUGAAGAUGAAGAUGUUACUAUAUUAGAGGAACUGGAAGUAACAGGAUGGGUUGGUCUAUAGGGAGUAUGUACACCAGUCAUUCCUCCCAUACUACGUCCUGGACUUCCUACUGGAGACCGUCCUAACAUACUUCUUCUGGCCUCCCUAUCUGCAUCUCUUCGUCGUUUGAUAUCAUUUAAUACAUUGUCCAUUCUGGCAACUUUUUUGACAGAUCUAGGUGUUUUCGAUGCUCCUGGAGUUCUCCUGGGAGUUAUGACUGUAGAGGUUGUAGAAUCCAUAUCAUCAAAAUCAAACUCACUUGGAGCUGAAGGUCUCUUUUCUUCUUCUUUUGGUUGUUCUUCCACCACUUCCUUUUCUACAGUUGGUUCUGGAGUUUCAGUUUCUUCCUUUUCAGAUUCUGGAGGACGACGGCCUGGACAUUGCCAUCGCAACUCGAUAAACUUUUCUUUUUCUAACUUCUCAAACAGACUUAUAAUAUCUUCAGGUUUCGGUUGCCAUACCCCCUUUUUCUCCUGUGUUGGAUUGUAUUUUUCAUCAUCACUACAUUCUAUACACCAAUCCUCCUCUUCAGUUUUAUCAUUAUUUAUUGUGCUGUUGUAACUCUUCAUUUUUGUUGGGUUUUUUUUGCCCAGUAUUACUAAUAAAUUUGGAGGUAAUAGUUACUUCUGCCGGCUUUGCGUACACACUAUUUUUUCAUUUUUUGACGACU
Molecule: messenger RNA, 6083 nt
Organism: Lottia gigantea (owl limpet)
Lineage: Eukaryota; Metazoa; Mollusca; Gastropoda; Lottiidae
Exons: 13
Coding region: 11-1108 (365 amino acids)
Biological process (GO): intracellular signal transduction; protein phosphorylation
Cellular component (GO): nucleus; cytoplasm
Molecular function (GO): MAP kinase activity; ATP binding
Source: RefSeq, a predicted model, not a curated record